Messenger RNA from Vombatus ursinus (common wombat), 2508 nucleotides. RefSeq names its product PHD finger protein 13 (gene PHF13). Bases 42 to 944 code for a protein of 300 amino acids. The record is from RefSeq and is a predicted model, not a curated record. Gene Ontology annotation, molecular function: chromatin binding. Gene Ontology annotation, biological process: mitotic chromosome condensation. Lineage: Eukaryota; Metazoa; Chordata; Mammalia; Diprotodontia; Vombatidae. The transcript is spliced from 4 exons.
GCCGCGCCGAGGACCUUCGCCGCCCCCGGCCCCCGAGGAACAUGGACGCCGACUCGUGCGCCUCCGCCUUCCACCCUGAGGAAUACUCCCCCAGUUACAAGAGGCGGCGAACUGUGGAGGAUUUCAACAAGUUUUGUACCUUUGUCUUGGCAUAUGCUGGUUACAUCCCUUAUCCAACGGAGGAGCCGCCUUUGAGGAGCAGCCCCAGCCCUGCCAACAGCACAGCCGGGACCAUCGACAGUGACAGCUGGGAUGCCAGCUUUGCCGACCUGCCCUCGUCUGUGUCCCUGCCUGUUGCAGACCGGUGCUUUGGCCACUUGCAGCCCUCCCUUCUGCAGCGAGCCAAGCCCAGCAACUUCCUCAUGGACAGAAAGAAGACGGAUAAGCUGAAGAAGAAGAAGAAGCGUAAGCGGAGGGAUGCAGACGUGCCCAUGGAAGAGGAGUACAUGGGGGGCCUGCUGAAGCUGGAGCCGGCCGACGCUUUUGCCCAGAGGACCGCCAGCCCUGACCUGCAGGACGUGCCCACGGCCAGCAGUGACCCGUGCUCGGGCUGGGAUUCUGACACCCGCUCUAGCGGCUCCUGUGCGGCGGCCACCCCCGAGGAGGUCAAGGAGAUUCAGACAGAAGGCAAACGGACUGUCAUACGGCAGGGCAAACAGGUGGUGUUCCGGGACGAAGACAGCACUGGGAACGAUGAGGACAUCAUGGUGGACUCUGAUGACGAUUCCUGGGACCUCGUCACCUGUUUCUGCAUGAAACCUUUUGCUGGGCGACCGAUGAUUGAAUGUAAUGAGUGCCACACCUGGAUCCACCUGUCCUGUGCAAAAAUCCGGAAAUCCAAUGUUCCCGAAGUGUUUGUUUGCCAAAAGUGCCGGGACUCCAAGUUUGACAUCCGCCGCUCCAACCGUUCCCGAAUGGGUUCCCGGAAGCUCUUUCUGGACUGACUGGGGUGGGGCAUGACUUCAAAGGAAGGAAUAGAAGGGCCGGUGGGUGUUCUUUGGGGUCACUUUUUCCGAAUCUGAGCACAGAACUGUUAGCGCGAGGUGCGCCAUCCUUGCCCUUCUGACAUCGAGGUGCCUAAGCAGAAGGACAGGUUGUCCAAGGUACAUAAAAACUGUACAUAGUUGGUGACGACGUAGAAUCUUUGUUGGCCAAAGCUGCUGCUGGGGCCCUGUGCUCCGCAGCCAGAGCAGACUCGGCACCCUGGUGUUGAGCUCCAAAUGAGGGUAUGUGAUGGUUGUGAGUCUUUUCCCCCACUUUGGACUGCUGGGGUGGGGCUGGGGGUGAGGGUGAGGGUGGGGACGGGGACAGUCCUCCCCAGAGGGAGGACCACAUCUCUGGUUUCCAAGGAUUCAACAAGUGAACAGCCAUAUGUGUUAAGCUUCCCGAGUAUAAGUCUUUACCAUAAGUGUCUGUAUAGGUAGCCUAACAUUGCUCUUUUCUUAGCAAACAGCUCCCUAGCCUGCUGCCUCUGCCUGAGAGGGGGGCAUCCUACGUCACGUGCAAGUGGCUUCCUCCGGUCUUGCUAUGGGGAGAGUCUGGGCCAGUGAUUUCUCCUUCCAGUGCUCUCCUGGUGUAUUUAGAGGAAUCGCGCAGGGCUGCUUCUGUUGGGGCAGAGCCAGGAUGGUCUCUUAGAUGAAGGGGGCUUGAGUCCUUGAUACAAGUUCCCAUUUUGCAUGAUGUAGAAUUUUCUUUUCCCUUCUUCCCUCUAUUUUCUUUUUUUUUUUUUUUCUUUUUGCACGAUCCAGCCAAACUGAGUCUGGCAGAUUUCCUGCCUGGUGUCCCCUUUGUCUCGGGGACAUGUUGGGAUGCAGAGUGGAGGUGCUCUCUUCAGAGUGAGUGGCAGCAGGCUGGUUCCUUCCUCAUUUCUUCCCCCAAAGAGUACCGACCCUGUACCAUGAUAGAGGCAGUUAUCACUGGAGAUUAGUAGUGGUCUUAUUUAAAUAAGAAAUGUCCUGAGCAAAGCCAGGGAUCCCUGUUUUCCCAAGGCAGGUUGAGGCAUCCCCAGAGCAAGGUUAGAAUUUAAAAGCCCUUGCUUUCUUUACUUGGUGAGUGUUGUCUGAAUACUGGCACUCGGGUGUUUCGUGGCAUUUGUGCAAGGUCCUGUUAACCGAUCCCCAGCCUCUAUAGCUUUGAAACUCCUGAUGUGGUCCACAGCAGGAAGAUCCUGAUUGUGUUUGGCUAUGGGAAGUCUAGGGGAUUUUGAGGUGUGUGUGACCCCAGUUGAGUCUCUGCUCCAGGGCCAUCCCCACUGCAGAACCACUGGCUGAUUCUGUUACUUGGUUAACAAGAGAAGGACCUGAGCUUUUUUCUCCUUAAUGACUAAGUGACAAAUAACUGUAUGUAGCCGCUGUUCAAGGCCUUGUUUUAAAAAAAUAAAAUAAAAAAAACAAAAACAAAAAACCCCGUCCCUUGUAAAUGAAUGAAUGUUGUUCUUCAGAAAGUGUUUGAAGGAUAAGUGGGAUUGCAGUUAGAAGUUUUAUUUUCCCCCCCCCCCAAAAAAAAGGG